Molecule: messenger RNA, 1786 nt
Organism: Orussus abietinus
Lineage: Eukaryota; Metazoa; Arthropoda; Insecta; Hymenoptera; Orussidae
Gene: Mfap1
Product: microfibrillar-associated protein 1
Exons: 4
Coding region: 220-1599 (459 amino acids)
Biological process (GO): mRNA splicing, via spliceosome
Cellular component (GO): U2-type spliceosomal complex
Molecular function (GO): RNA binding
Source: RefSeq, a predicted model, not a curated record
CCCCAAUUCCUUUUGCGUUGACCAAUUGCCGUUGACUUUGUGACUGCUCUGUCACAACUCUUGAUUUUUAUAUUAUAAUUUUUGCAACGUACGAGUAAACAAAGUUUUGUCAAUAUGCCUUCAGAUUAAUGUUGGUAAACGAAACGUUUGAUCAUCACUUUAUCUGAGUAACACCUGGACCUAACCUUACUUAUUGUGGUGUCAAAGUAAUCGUUCAAUAUGAUGAUGGAUUAUUUUGUUACGAAUAAUUCUCUGGCUCCGGCCCCUAUGGGGAUUCAAAGUACUGCGGGAGCAGUUCCAGUAAAAAAUGAUAAAGGUGAACUGUCUAUGAAAAAAGUGAAAGUUCAUCGAUAUGUAUCUGGAAAACGCCCUGAUUAUGCUCCUGCUGCUAGCUCUGACGAAGAAUCGGAGGAUGAAGACUUCAUGGAAAGACGUAUUCAUAAAGGCUACGAUGAAGGCGAAGCAAUUACAGAUGGCCCAUCCCAAUCUGAGAGUAGAAUACAAGAUGAAGAUGAUCCACGACUAAGGCGUCUCACACGGUUGGAAAGACAAAGAGAAACAAAUGUAGAGGUUCGUGUUGAGAGACACCGACAUAUACACGAACCAGAGGUAAUAGAAACAGAGCCAGAGAGGUCAAGAGAAAGAAUUAAGCUUGAAAGCUCGGAUUCUUCGGAAGAUGAAGAACUCUCAGAUGCAGAAAUUGAAAAACGUCGUGAGGCAUUAAAACAAAGAGUAUUGUCUAAAAAAGAUGUGGAAGAGGAAUUAAUACAAGGAGAGGAAGAUGAAAAGUCUGCUGACAGUUCAGAGGAAAGUUCCGAGUACGAAGAAUAUACAGAUUCUGAAGAGGAAACGGGUCCUAGAUUAAAACCAGUUUUUGUUCGUAAGCGAGAUAGAAUUACAGUCAUGGAGAAAGAGAAAGAGGUUAUGAAGCAAAAACAAGCAGAGCAGGAAGCUAAAAAGCUGGCUGAGGAAAGAAAAAGGCAAACCCUGAGAAUGGUGGAGGAAGUAAUUCGUAAAGAAACUCAAGUAGGGAAAGGUACUAACGACCAAGAAGGUCAUCUCAAUGAUAUUUGCACAGAUGAUGAAAAUGACGAAGUAGAAUAUGAAGCUUGGAAACUAAGGGAAUUAAAGAGAAUAAAACGUGAUCGUGAGGAACGAGAACAACUUGAAAAAGAACGUCUAGAAAUAGAAAGAAUACGCACUAUGACUGAGGAAGAACGCAGGCAGGAAUCACGACUUAAUCCAAAACAAAUUACAAAUAAGGCUGCCAAAGGGAAGUACAAGUUCUUGCAAAAGUACUAUCAUCGUGGUGCAUUUUACUUGGACAAAGACGACAAUAUAUUUAAACGAGACUUCUCUGGGGCAACUUUGGAAGAUCAUUUCGAUAAAACUAUUCUUCCCAAAGUAAUGCAAGUAAAGAACUUUGGUCGAAGUGGUAGAACUAAGUACACACAUUUAGUGGAUCAAGACACUACGCAGUUCGACUCACCUUGGAUAUCUGAAACAGCUCAAAAUUUGAAAUUUCAUAAUAAUCAAGCUGCAGGAAUGAAACAAGUUUUCGAUCGUCCUUCGUUGAAAAAACGAAAGGAUGAAAAUUAAGUGAUAUUCGUAAUAACGUAUUUAUAAUUCUGUAACUAUAGGCCGAUGUUGCACGAACAUGUUCAACAUAAAGAUAAUAUAAGAUACAUUUUCAUAAUCAUGAUUAGGAUAAUUCAAAAUUUCGUAGGAGUACGUACGUACAUCAAUGUACAUAAGCAGUAAUCAAUAAAAACUUACUGGAAGCUGA